ACUAGCAUCAAUCUCUUUGCCACGUUGAAUCGUUUAUAGUCAGACACAUAUCGAAAAGACCUCUCUCUUAAACAAACAUGUAUGUGAAAUUGCUCCUUUUAUGCGCGUUUAGCGCAGUCUUUGCAGACAUUGGUGAAGAAAAUGGAGUUUUGGUGUUGACAGAGGCAAACUUUGACGGUGCAAUUGCAGACAACAAGUACAUUUUAGUUGAGUUCUAUGCACCAUGGUGUGGACACUGCAAAUCCCUUGCUCCUGAAUAUGAAAAGGCAGCUAAGGCUCUUGCUGAUGAAGGAUCUGAAAUCAAACUCGGAAAAGUUGAUGCCACUGAACAGCAGAAACUUGCCGAGAAAUUUGAAGUCCGUGGCUACCCCACCAUCAAAUUCUUCAAGGAUGGAAAGCCAGUAGAAUAUGGAGGUGGCAGAACCUCUCCCGAAAUUGUCAACUGGCUGAGAAAGAAGACCGGCCCACCAUGUAUUGCUCUCAAGGAUGUCGAUGGUGCCAAGAAAUUUGUUGAAAAAGACGAUGUUGUUGUCAUUGGAUUCUUCAAGGAUGACAAAUCAGCUGAUGCCAAGGCAUUCGAGGAGGCAGCUUCCGGUAUUGAUGACAUUCCAUUCGGUGUUACCUCAGAGGCCGAUCUUUUCAAAGAAUACGAAGUGGAAUCUGAUGGCAUUGUUCUUUUCAAGAAGUUUGAUGAAGGACGCAACAACUUUGAGGGAGCUAUUACUGCUGAAGCUGUGUCCAAAUUUGUGUCCUCCAACCGUCUGCCAAUGGUUGUUGAAUUCACCCAAGAGAGCGCCCAGAAGAUCUUUGGAGGUGAAGUGAAGAAUCACAUUCUGCUUUUCGUCAAGAAGACUGACAAAGACUUUGACACCAAACUGAGUGACUUCAAAGAAGCAGCCAAAGACUUUAAGGGAGAGGUCCUUUUCAUUUACCUUGACACCAGUGAUGAGGAUAAUGCCAGAAUCCUGGAAUUCUUCGGACUUAAGGCCGAGGAAUGCCCUGCCGUCCGUCUCAUCACCCUCGGAGAGGACAUGACCAAAUACAAGCCAGACACCAACGAUCUCUCCACAGAGGCUGUCAGAUCCUUUGUUCAGGCCUUCAGAGAUGGAAAACUUAAGCCACAUCUUAUGAGUGAAGAAGUCCCUGAGGAUUGGGAUGCCAAACCAGUCAAAACUUUAGUUGGAAAGAACUUUGUUGAAGUAGCUUUAGAUGAAAAGAAAGAUGUAUUUGUAGAAUUUUAUGCCCCAUGGUGCGGCCAUUGUAAACAGUUGGCUCCCAUCUGGGACGAGUUAGCAGAGAAAUUCAAGGACAGAGAUGACCUUGUCAUUGCCAAGAUGGACUCCACAGCCAAUGAAGUAGAACAGGUCAAAGUUCAGAGCUUCCCUACUCUCAAGUUCUUCCCUAAAGGUAGCCAACAGGUCGUUGAUUACAACGGUGAGAGAACCCUCGAAGCUCUCGCCAAGUUUGUAGAGAGCGGUGGAAAGGAUGGUGCUGGGGAACCAGAGGAGCCUGAAGAGGAAGAGGAGGAAGAAGAAGAGGAGGAUAAGCCUAAGGAUGAAUUGUAAAGGAGUCCAUCUUAGUGACAGAAGGAUCUCAGAGAAGAGGAGAAAGAAAAAAAGGACUUAAAAUUCCAUAUGAUCACAUUUUCUUAUCAUCAUUUAUGUCAUGAAAAAAUGGAUAUUAGCAUAGAUGCCAAAAAGACAGUGCAUUUAAUUUUUUUUUAAGAUCAAAGGCAUGUCUUUUAACCAUAAAAGAGACAAAAAGUAUAGUGCUGAAUUAUGUAUAAACCUGCUAAAGUUGUGCCUUCAGGGUCUUGUUUAACUGGGAAUGGGCAUAUUUUUAUUUUGACACUCCUGAUCGUUGAGUUGUUGUUGCAUUGGUAUUGAGGCAGCUUUAUGUGCACGUGUUAAUGCUGGAACUAGUCGAAGAUCAUGGAAUAGUUUAUUACAGAAGUGGCAUUUUAUAUUAUUAUGAUUCAUUCCAAUUUAUGUUUAUCUUCUUUUUUUUCGUCCUUUGAUUAUGUAUAUGAUGGUUAUUUAUUAUUUUUUUUCUUGAACAGCUUUGAAUUUUAACAGUUUUACAAAUGGAAAUUAAUAAUAAUUCUUCCAUUAUUAUAAUUUUUUUUUUGAGAUGCAUACAUUUUAGAAGGGAGAUGAUAUUAUUUUUUCUCCUCAAAAUCAAAGAACUCAUUCGGGACUAAAUAUGUGUGCGUGACUGUGUGAAUGUGUAUCUUUAUUGUGGUGAUUGAUGGAAGGUAUUGAAUGAAGAUUAAUGAUUUUUUGUUUGGUGCUGUUUUAACAGGAAAAUGCUAAAAAAUUAGGUACCAGUGUGUCUGUUAUAAAUGCUCAUGUACUAAGGUGUUGUGUACAUGUUUAUAAUUAUUUCAAAACUUUUUGAAAUGUAGGUUAAAAUAAAAAAUUCCAAAAAUUUA
Molecule: messenger RNA, 2431 nt
Organism: Magallana angulata
Lineage: Eukaryota; Metazoa; Mollusca; Bivalvia; Ostreida; Ostreidae
Product: protein disulfide-isomerase-like
Exons: 10
Coding region: 78-1565 (495 amino acids)
Biological process (GO): response to endoplasmic reticulum stress; protein folding
Cellular component (GO): endoplasmic reticulum
Molecular function (GO): protein disulfide isomerase activity
Source: RefSeq, a predicted model, not a curated record